ACUUAAAUAUCUAACUUUUAGGAAAGAAAUUAUGUGUUCUUAUUGUACAAAUAGAAAACUUGAUAUUUCAGUGGCCAAAAAAUUAGCAUGUGCUAAAAAUAAAAAGUAUGCUAAAAAUAAAGAAUGUUGGUAUUGUAAGUACAUGAAACUUGGACUUGAAUUCACUCAGAAUCUUGCAAAUAAAAGAGGCGAAAUAUGUAUUUCUAGUUCUUAUCAUAACAAAUAUACUUCAUUCUUUUGGAGAUGUUCUGAAGGACAUUCAUA
Molecule: messenger RNA, 264 nt
Organism: Racocetra persica
Lineage: Eukaryota; Fungi; Glomeromycota; Glomeromycetes; Diversisporales; Gigasporaceae
Source: the annotation of a GenBank genome assembly